CACCAUCACUGACAGAGUCUGCUAUGCCACCAAGCAGACGUACUAUUUAAUCUUUCGUCAUUGCUGCUGUUGCUGCCCCGUUUCCUCGAGCUGUAGCAAUAGUGGUAGUAGUAAAAAAAAAACCUGUGCAAGUCUAUAAGUAGUCGUUGCCCAGCAGACGACUAUAGAGAAAAUAUAUUUAUAUAUAUAUAUAAUACUAGUAUUAUUAUCACGGCCUUAAAAAAAAAACUUUUUCGGAUAAUACCUGAAAGAUUUACUGGCUCUGCCUUCGAAAGAAGAAGCGUCGUGUACGAGUCCAUAAUAUAUAUAUAUAUAUAAACAUGUAUAUAUAGAUGGACAUACAUGUAUAAACACUGGCACGGCAAUGAUUUGAAGAGAAUAGAAGUAAGAAAGUAACGGGAACUUUUGAAGAAUCUUUUUAUCUUAAUCCAUCACUAACGACGCGUUUAAACAACACCGUUCUGACUCCUGCGACUACACACAUUGCUACUACCAUUUCUACUAUUGCCACUACCUGCGUGGAGGUGAAGUACGGAGGCUGUCAGGUUCGGCCUGCUACUAAAAGCAGAGGAGGAGUGCACUGUUGCUUCACUCUGAGUCGAUAAAUCUUCAUCAACAACAUGGCGGAUUCGGCUGAGCCAGGCGGGGGAGAGCAGGACGACAUUUCGUUUCUUAGAACGGAAGACAUUGUUUGUCUCAGUUGUUUAGCAUCCACAGCAAGAGAAAAUGAUAGUGGUGAGAGAUAUUGUCUGGCUGCUGAAGGUUUUGGAAACCGAAUUUGUUCCCUCAUCAAUAUUUCCAAUAAGGAUGUACCACCUGAUAUGUCAGUAUGUGCCUUUGUUCUGGAACAAGCUCUCUCAGUCAGAGCUUUACAAGAGAUGGUCACAUCAGCUUCCCACGCUUCAAGGGCCACACAAUCAGGACAUAGAACUCUUUUAUAUGGUCAUGCUGUUUUACUUCGACAUCUUCACAGUAGCAUGUAUCUGUCUUGUCUCUCAACUAGUUCAUCAAAUGACAAACUGGCAUUCGACGUCGGCUUACAAGAAAUGGCUGAAGAUAAAAGUCGCCAGUCUGGUGAAUCAUGUUGGUGGACGAUACAUCCUGCUUCCAAACAGAGAUCAGAGGGUGAGAAAGUGCGUGUGGGAGAUGACCUUAUCCUCGUCAGCGUUUCCUCAGAAAGAUAUUUGCACAUUGGUUACGGGGUGAGUGUGAUUGCAUCUUUCCAACAAACAUUAUGGACAGUGGUCCCUAUGUGUUCAGGAGCAAUCAGAUUAAAGUCUCUUGGAUUUGUAUUUGGUGGAGAUGUAGUGAGACUUUUUCACGGUCAUAUGGAUGAAUGCCUUACAAUACCACGAUCAGGGAGUGAAAAUGAGGACAAUGCAGUGAUGUAUGAAACUGGUGCUGUUUGUAGCCAUGCAAGGUCUUUAUGGCAAUUAGAACACAUCAGAACAAAGUGGUCGGGAGGAUUCUUGGGCUGGGGUUCCCAAUGCCGCAUUCGACACAUUACCUCUGGAAGAUAUUUGUCAAUACAUAGUGAUAACCAAGUGGUAACAGUUCACAGAAACCGAGCAACAGAAGAGCUAACCACAUUUCUUCUUUUGAUGACUAAAGAUGAGAAAAAACAGAGUGAAGGAAGAGAAGAUGAAGGCAUGGGAAAAGCAGAUAUCAAAUAUGGAGAUUCCAUGACUUUUAUUCAGCACUGCGCAUCAGGACUAUGGCUGUCAUACAUGACCUAUGAAACCAAGAAAAGAGGAGUGGGGAGAGUUGAAGAGAAAAAGGCAGUGCUGUUACUUGAAGGACACAUGGAUGAUGCUUUUACAUUGAGCAGAGCCCAAGAAGAAGAAUCUCGGUCUGCUAGAGUUAUCAGGAAAUGUCAGUCCCUCUUCCAUAGAUUCAACAAGGCAUUGGACUCCCUUAAGACUGAAGGAAGAACAAGUCAUGCCUGGUCCAGAAUUACUCUGGAAGAGGUCCUGAAAAGUCUAGAGGAUCUAAUCGAGUAUUUUGCUCAACCUGGGGAGGAUGAAGAGCAUGAAGAAAGGCAAAGCAAACUGAAAGCUUUGAGAAAUCGCCAAGAUUUGUUCCAAGAAGAGGGUAUGAUUGCAUUAGUACUUGAAACGAUUGAUAAAUUCAUUCAAUACAAAAGCCGUAGACAUUUCGCUCACUAUGCCGGAGAAGAAGCAGCUGAGAAAUGGGACGACAUUUCAAGUUAUCUAUACCUACUGUUAGCUGCAAUGAUUCGUGGGAAUCGUGCAAACUGUGCUCAGUUUGCCCAGUCUUACAGACUGGAUUGGUUAGUAAGCAGACUAGAGAGUCAACAGUCAUCUACAGGGGUUCUUGAUGUCCUUCAUUGUGUAUUAAUUGACAGUCCUGAGGCACUGAACAUGAUCAAAGAAAAACACAUUGUUACUAUCAUCUCACUCAUUGACAAACACGGAAGAGACCCAAAGGUUUUGGACGUACUUCGGUCUUUGUGCGUCGGUAAUGAUAUUGCUGUCCGUACAAAUCAAAAUCUGAUCUGUGACAAUUUACUUCCUGGAAGAGAUCUUUUAUUGCAAACAAAACUUGUUGAUCAUGUCACAAGCAUGAAGCCUAAUACCUAUGUUGGGUUACACGAAGGAUCGGCCAUGUACAAAAAAUGGUAUUUUGAAGUGGUUAUUGCAUUCAUUGAACAAUGCACACACCAGACACCUGUUCUUCGUAUUGGUUGGGGAAAUACUGAAGGUUUUAUUCCUUAUCCUGGAGGUGGUGAACACUGGGGUGCCAAUGGAGUUGGAGAUGAUCUUUAUUCCUAUGCAUUUGAUGGUGUCAACUUGUGGACAGGUGGAAAACCCAAACAAGUUCGACAUGAAAGCCAAGUUUUUGAGAAAGCACAUACUAUCGGCUGUGCUUUAGACUUAAGUAUUCCUCAAAUUUCCUUUACUGUAAAUGGAAAUAAAGUCCAUGGUGUGUUUAAAGACUUCAACACAGAUGGAAUGUUUUUUCCUGUGGUCAGCAUGUCAGCAAGAGUCAGUCUUCGUUUUAUGCUUGGUGGAGAGCAUGGACGAUUAAAAUUUGGUCCACCAGAUGGUCAUUCACCUGUGCUGGAAAGUUUAUUACCAAGAGAGAAGUUGAGAAUUGACCCAUGUUACUACUUUGGAGAACAACACAAGAACAUCGUCAGUGGUCCAACAGAAGUUCUCGAAUACAAUGCAUUUGUUCCCGGUCCAAUAGACACAACACAUGUACAACUUCCAGCAUAUAUUGAAAAUGUCCGUGACAAAUUAGCAGAAAAUAUUCAUGAACUGUGGUCUAUGAACAAAAUCGAACAAGGCUGGACAUAUGGUGAGGUCAGAGAUGAUGCAAGGAAAAAACAUCCCUGUCUCUGUACUUUUGAACAACUGCCAAUGUCUGAGAAAAAAUAUGAUAUUACGCUGGCUUUUGAAACAUUAAGAACAUUGUUAGCCUUGGGGUAUCAUAUCAGCAUCCAACAUAAAAAAGAAUCAAGCAGGCUGAAGAUGGUAAAACUUGGAUCCUAUUAUUUGCAAGGUAAUGGAUACAAGCCCUGCCCACUGGAUUUAAAUACAAUCCAUUUGAAUGAAAAGAUGGAAGAACUAGUUGAUCUUCUUGCUGAAAACACUCAUAAUGUUUGGGCAAAAGAUCGCAUUAAACAAGGCUGGACAUAUGGACUUUGUGAGGAUAAUGUCAACAAACGAAGUCCAUACCUUGUACCUUACAGCAAAGUUGAUGAGCAUAUCAAGAAAGCAAAUCGUGAUACAGCCAGUGAGACUGUCAAGACGUUAAUGGCCUAUGGUUACAUUCUGGAACCACCAACAAAUGAAGGGGGUGACGGAGGAUCACAAGUGACACAGACAAUAGCUGAAAAGAAAUCUACAUCAAGAACAUACAGAGCAGAACUUACUUAUGCAAUUUCACAUGGCAAGUGGUACUAUGAGUUUGAAGUAAUCACUCCUGGCUAUAUGCGACUUGGAUGGGCCAAGGCUUCCUUUGAUCCUGGGUGUGAAUUGGGAACUGAUGGCUUAUCCUACGGUUUUGAUGGCUUUUUGGCAAGAAAAUGGUUCCAAGGUUCUGAACCUUAUGGGAAAUGUUGGCAAGCAGGAGAUGUUAUUGGUUGCAUGUUAGAUCUUAAUGAUUUUAUCAUAACAUUCUCCUUAAAUGGUGAAUUAAUGAUGGACGCCUUAGGCCAAGAGAUAGCUUUCCGGGAUAUCGAAACAAAUGAAGGUUAUGUACCUGCUUUCACCCUUGGUGCUCACCAACAAGCCAGAGUCAGUUUUGGGCAGGACAUCAAUAAGCUGAAAUAUUUUACUUGCUAUGGUCUCCAGGAAGGUUAUGAACCAUUCUGUGUAAAUAUGACAAGACAAAUGACACUCUGGUAUUCAAAAAAUCAACCUAUUUUUGAGCCAUUGACUUCAGACCAUUCCCGUUUGGAAGCUGUAAGAAUACCUGGAGGAACUAACAUCACACCAGCAUUAAAAAUUUCUUCAAAAAACUUUGGUACUUUGGAACACGUAUGCUUGGAAUACGUUCGCCUAAGUUUACCAGUAACUUGUAUGGAAGAAUAUGUUGCUAGGGACAGAACCAUCCAGUCUGAAAUAGAUCACAAAAUGAAUUUAGAAAAUAUUCGACGUCAUGAAAUGGACAUUGAAGAGGAGAGAAAUGCUUAUGCUGAUAUGCCAGGCCAGAACUACAGCGAUGCCAAUAUAAGUGAUGCUUCAGUUGAAAAAGGAAGCAAAGUAAUUGCUGAUACCUUGAAGAGGAUAGCAGGGGGUACCUCUGAUUCCAGCACUACUGAAUCACAUCGAGAAGGAUCGCUCAACAUCAGUGAUACUACUGAAAAGUCUGACGGUGGUACUGAUGAUUUCUUCCCACGACAUAUAAAUGGUGGCCCUGAGUUAACAUUAAGGAAAUCACUUCAUCAUGACUAUGCUGGUGACGAAUCUCUGUCUGAUGCUGAUCAAAGAAGAACAUCCUUUUUGAGGAACAAAAAUGCCCACCAUUCUUUAGAUGAACCAACUCUGCAUGAUUCUAGUCUUCCCGGCAUGAAGACUGCAGCGAGUGAAUCUCAUUUGGUCGACGGUUAUUUAGGAAUUGAUAAUGAGAGAAAGAAAUCUACUUCCAAACUUUCUCUUUUGGCUGAAAAACUCAGUGAUCCAAAGGCCAGCAAAGCAGCUAAAAAUUCCAAGUCACCAUUUGCAACACUGUUUCGAAGAUCAAAAUCCAGGGAACCUUCUCCAACUCCUCGAGAUGUGAAAUCUAAAACACUCGAUUCAUUGAAACCUGGCAAACUUGGCAGGUCUCAACGCUCCAACAGAUCUAUAGCUGGUUCUCAGAAUAUGCAUAAGGGUGAUGUGGAAGGUGGCAGCCCUGCAAUUAAUAUCGAAGGUCCUGAUGGAUUGAUUCCAUAUGAGUUUCAGGAUGUCAAAGAUAUACACCAUGGAUUCAGCAAUGUCUCUAUGGGUUCCGACUAUGAAAUGUCCGAGGCUGAAAUUGCUGAAAUGAAUGCCUUGACUGAAACAAUGCAUGAAUAUUACUAUUCUGUACGCAUCUUCCCUGGGCAGGACCCCAAUCAGCUAUAUGUUGGUUGGGUCACCCCUGGCUUUCACAUGGGAGGCAGGUCCUUCGAUAUGAAGAAGAUCAGGAAUGUCAUCAUCUCAACCCAAGAUGUAGAAUAUAAAUACAGACAAAGUGUAAGCCGCAAAAAUUGCUAUAUGGUAUGUGCAGGUGUAUUACAACAGCGUUACGGUGGAACUCAUGAAGAAUCAAGCAAAAAAUCCUCACCAGGUCUUGUUAUUGGCUGCUACAUUGAUACAGCCACAGGAAUAUUAAGUUUUAGUGUUAAUGGAAAGGAGGUGGCAAAUAAAUACCAGGUUGAACCUGGAACCAAACUUUUUCCAGCUGUAAUUUUUGAACCAACAAUCAAAGAAAUGUUCCAGUUUGAAUUGGGACGGACAAAAAAUACUUUGCCCUUAUCUGCUGCCCUGUUCCGUGGCCCUAAAUCUAUCCAACCUGCCUGUCCACCACGCUUAGAUUUACAAGUAAUAAAACCUUCACAUUGGGCAAGAGUCCCAAAUACAUCCCUCAAAUCACACUCAAUAAAGAUGUCAGAAGUACGAGGCUGGAGUUUGGUAUGUGAUGAACCAGUUUCUAUGAUGGCUGUCUACAUACCAGAAGAAGAUAGUUGUCUUGAUGUGCUAGAGCUUAUAGAACAUCCAUUAUUACUGAACUUUCAUGCACGAACCCUGGAUUUGUACCAAGCAGUAUGUUCUCACGGCAAUCACCGAGUUGCCCAUGCACUCACAAGACACAUUGAUGAGAAACAAUUAUACUAUUGUAUUGAAAGUGAAUAUAUGUCAGGUCCUUUAAGACAUGGAUUCCAUGGUUUACUAAUUUCUAUGCACAUGGAGUAUCACAGCAAAGCCAGGUUUAUGACUCAGAAUGAAUACAUCAUACCCCGCAGUGAAAAAACCAGAGCCUUAACUUUAUAUCGUAAACCAGUCGAGGCAGCUUCAGUCAAAUUAAGUGAUACUAUACCAAAAGUGGAAGAUAGUGUAUCAAUUCGUCCUUGCCUUUACACUACUGAGAAAGAAAUUGAAGACAGAGCAAAAACUAUCCCCAAAGAGUCUCUCUGUCCAUAUUAUCCAAUGGAUAAACUAAAACAGCAUGUAAUAUACUCCCUGAAUGAAGCUGUUGUAAAAGGUGCUUCUCAUAUCAGAGAUCCAAUUGGUGGAAGCAAUGAAAAUCUUUUUGUUCCUCUCUUUCGUGUUUGUGACAACCUUCUGUUGAUGGGAUUAUUAAACGAUGAUGACCUCCUAAUAUUACUAAGCCUCAUUGAUCCAGCUUCAUUUGAUCCUAAUGGAGAACGAGUUGCAGUAAAACAUGGCUUACUUAGUAUGGAGUUGGCAGAACCAGUCAAAGUCGAGAUGUGUCGAAUUCUGCAGCAUUUAUGUGACUACCAGUUGCGACAUCGUGUUGAAACUAUAGUUGCAUUUUCUGAUCAUUUUGUGGGAGAAUGCCAAACAGACCAGUUGCGUCGUUACAAUACCAUCAAACAAUCAGAUCUUCCUUCUGCUGUUACUGCUAAGAAAACCAGGGAAUUUCGAUGUCCACCACAACAACAGAUGAAGAAUCUUCUUAAAUUCAAAUCUGAAGAAGAAUUUGAUGAAGACAUUUGUGCAUGCCGAGAAGAUUUUCGAGAGUCUCUUUUGAAUUACCAUCAAACUUUAAUGAUUCAUUGUGAAAUGCCAACUUUGCAAAAACAACCUGAAGCAAAUGAAACUGAGCAGUUAGAUGACUCGCCGAAAUCGAUGAAAGAAAAAUUAAAAAGCUUGAUCUGGAGGGUUAAAAAAGAAGAAGAAAUCAAAGAAAAAUCAUCUGACGAAGAAACCAAAAAUGAUUCUCUACAAAAACUUAUUGCCCAAACAAUGGUUCGGUGGGGAGAAGAAACAUUCCUCUCUGACCAGAACCUGGUCAGAGAAAUGUUUAGUCUACUUCACAGACAGUAUAAUGGCGUUGCAGAAUUACUUUCUGCUUUGGAGAAAGCUUAUGUAAUCAGUAAUUUUAGUAUAGAAGACAUCAACGAAUUAUUAAAAGCUUUAGGACACAUCCGUUCUUUGCUUUUGGUCCAAGUGGCCGUUGAUGAGGAAGAGUCCAUGAAAACAAGCCUCAAGGAACUCAUGGACAACAAAGUAUUUUUCCAGCAUCCUGAUUUGAUGCGUGCUUUAUGCGUACAUGAGACAGUUAUGCAGCUUAUGGUAAACACACUUAACAAAGCACAACAGCAUCAACAAGCAGCAGCAUCUGAACAAGCAGCUGGUAACAGAACAUCAAUUGCUGGUGCUCCAAGUGAAAGUGAUCCUAGUGCUGUACAAAGUAAGCAAGAUGCUUGUGCUGAAAUGGUUGUCAUGUGUUGCCGCUUCCUCUGUUAUUUCUGCCGCAUUAGUCGACAAAAUCAGAGAGCAAUGUUUGAACAUCUCAGUUACUUGCUGGAAAACAGCAGCAUGCUUCUCGCUCGUCCAUCAUUGAGAGGCUCCUGUCCACUUGAUGUUGCAUAUUCUUCUCUUAUGGAUAACAACGAACUUGCUUUAGCUCUCAGAGAGUCGAAUUUGGAAAGAAUUACUGUUUAUUUGUCUCGUUGCGGCCUCCAAAGCAAUGCUGAACUUUUGGAGAAAGGAUAUCCUGAUAUUGGCUGGGAUCCUGUAGAAGGAGAGAGAUUCUUGGACUUUUUCCGAUUCUGUGUCUGGGUAAAUGGAGAAAGUGUGGAGGAGAAUGCCAAUCUAGUAGUUCGCCUACUUAUCCGCAAGCCUGAGUGCUUAGGACCAGCCCUGCGUGGUGAAGGAAGUGGAUUGCUUAAGGCUACCCGAGAUGGAAUCAAAAUGUCUGAACAAAUUGCAGCAGCCAAAGACACUAAUGCUGCAAACUUCCUCAGAGUCAUUAAUGAUGAUGAUGACACAGGUGGAGAAUACCUUUUCCAAAGUAAAUAUGAUUUUACAACUCUACCAGCUGAUGAUGAUGAAGACUACAUAGACAUGGGAUGUGCAAUCCUCAACUUCUACUCCAGUUUGGUUGAUUUAUUGGGACGCUGUGCUCCUGAUGCUGAGACCCUUAAAGCUGGACGAAGCAAUUCUUUGAGAGCCCGUGCUAUUCUUCGGAGUUUGGUGUCAAUGGAAGACCUUGAAGGUGUAUUAGGACUCCGAUUCAUUUUACCAUCAGGAUUUGGGCAAUACGAAGAAGGAGUACCAGUUCCUCUACCACCUGGAUUGGUACCCACACAUAAAGCAGCCAUUGUGCUGUUUUUGGAAAGAGUCUAUGGAAUACCAGAUCGAACAGUUUUCUUCAGAUUACUAGAAGAUGGUUUCCUACCUGAUCUUCGAGCAGCAACGUCAUUGGAUACAGUCACCCCAGAUGAAAGUGAUAUGGCAUUGGCACUUAACAGAUACUUAUGUAACUCCGUCCUACCCUUGAUGACUACCCACUGUCACUUCUUUAGAGAUGCUGACCAUGUAUCUGCCUUGAUGGACAACACUUUGAAUACCGUGUACAGAUAUACAAAGUGCCGCUCUCUCACCAAGGGACAACGAGAUGUUGUAUGUGAUUUCCUUGUGGCGUUCACACAUCAAAUAACACAAGGAAACUGUCAACUCCGUCCACCAAUGAUGACAAAGCUUCUGAGAAAAAUGACUGUGGAUGUACCUGCUUUAUCUGAUAGUGCAGUCGUGCCACUAAGAUUGUUAACAUCGCAUUAUGAGAGGUGUGGAAGUUACUAUGGAAGCCACGGUGGUUGGGGAUCCUUUGGAUCUGCAAGUGAGGAAGAACGUCGUCUGACAAUGGUUCUUUUCAGUGGCAUAUUUGAUUCAUUGGCCCAAAGAGGUUAUGAUCCAGAACUGUUUUCUCGGGCCUUACCAUGCCUCUCAGCUAUAGGCUGUGCUAUGUCUCCAGAUUAUUCCUUGACUAACCAAGAUGACAUUUCUACUGUUCAAGGGGUAGAAGCAGAGUAUGUUCCUAAUCCAGUCAAUACCAAAAGCAUUAACUUAAAUCCUGCUCUAGAAGCUGUGGUUUCAAAAUUUGCAGAGCAUUAUCAUGAUUGCUGGGCUGUUAAAAAGGUUGACCAGGCCUGGGUCUAUGGAACCGAAUAUAAUGAAGACAAGAAAACCCAUCCAUCACUGAAACCAUAUCAUCUUCUUACAGAAGCAGAAAAAUUCAAAUACACAGAACCAGUAAGGAAUUCCUUGAAGUGCACUAUAGCACUUGGAUGGUCUUUGGAUUGUGAAGACAGCAGAGUUUUACAGUCAAAUGAGGGCAUCAAAAGACGAGCUUCAAAAUCAAAUGUACAUGAUCAAGGCUACAGCCCUCGACCUUAUGAUCUCCGUAAUAUGACUGUAACACGAGAAAUGCAGAAUUUGGCAGAAAGGCUGGCAGAAAAUAUGCAUGAAGUUUGGUUUAAACAAAAGAAAUUAGACUUAGAAUCAAUUGGUGGAGGAAUUCAUCCACUGUUGGUACCAUAUGAUAGUCUGACAGAUCACGAGAAGAAAAGAGAUAAGGAACAAGCACAAGAACUCCUCAAAUUUUUGCAAUUUUUAGGUUUUAGAAUCAGUUGUGGCAGUAUGUCUCAACAUGCACAUGAAUCUUCAUCUCGACAUGGCAAAGAUAAUGAUGGCGGUGCAUCUGUAUCAGCCACAGAGAAACGCUUUGCCUACAGUUUGUUACAGAAGCUUUUAGAAUAUCUGGACAAAGCCUCAAUUAACAUGAAACAAACCAAGCCUAGUAGUCGAUUCAGUCGACGAGAAAGUUAUACAACAGCAACAGAAGAUGUAAAAUUCUUUGGGAAGGUUGUUUUACCAUUUGUGGAGAGGUAUUUCCAUGCUCACCGUUUGUAUUUUAUUGCAUCACCAACUUCUCCAAGUUCAUCAGGGAUGGCAUCGUCAAAAGAAAAAGAAAUGACUGCCACUCUCUUUUGUAAAUUAGCCCAAGCAUUAAGAAGCAAAAUUAAUGCCUUUGGUCAUGAUGUCAACAUAUCUGUCAGGUGCUUACAAGUGCUUGUCCAGGCUGUUGAUGCAAGGUCCGUAGUGAAAAAUUCACCAGAAAUAAUCAGGGCUCACUUUAUGCCAUUUUUUAACAAUGCUGCUGCUGACUUGGCAAAUUUAAUGGACAAUCUUCAUAAAGGUCGAUUUAGCCAUGUCAAAGGAACUAUCACUAGAGGUGCCACAAGCCUUAACUAUGUCCAUAUGGUCCUUCUUCCUGUUCUUUCAUCCUUAUUUGAACAUCUCGGCCACAAUAGUUAUGGAGCUGAUAUAUUAGUUGGUGAAGUUCAACUCGCAUGUUAUCGAAUUCUAAAUGCUCUUUUCUCACUUGGUAUGAGUGGUUCUUCAUUUUCUCAUCGAGAGACCAUCUCAGUGGAACUAGCCAGACAUCGGCCUGUUCUUGGUGAAUGCAUUGGAGCUUUUGCUAGCUGUUUUCCGGUGGCAUUUUUGGAACCUAAACUCAAUACCUAUAAUAAAUUUUCUGUAAUGUAUGGAAUUAAAGGAAAUAUUGCUGAACAUUCACUGGAAGCACAAGAUGUCAGUACAUCAGAAGGUGAAGCUAAACCUGAAGAGGGGUCAGAUGAUGUGAUGGACAGUUUAUCUGAAUGCGUGCCUGGCUUAGAAUCUAUCAUCACAGAUAUUGAUAAACUUGCUGAAUCUGGUGGGGAUUGUCAAGAUUCUCCACAUAUUAUGGAUGUCACUUUGCCAAUGUUAUGCAGUUAUUUACCAUUCUGGUGGUCUCAAGGACCAGACAAUGCUUCUUCUACAGAUGGCAAUCAUGUGACAACUGUAACAGCAACUUUAAUGAAUGAAGUAUUGGGAAAAGUACUUCGUCUCAUAUUGAACAAUGUCAAUAAUCCAAAUGCUUCCUGGAUGAAUCGGAUUGCAUCUCGAGUUCAACCAAUCAUUGGUAACUCAACACCAUAUAUGGUUGAAGAACAUUUCCUACCAAUAGCUCAAAAGAUUCAAACAUGCGCUCUGAAUGUUGAACAUGCUGAGAAGAAACUAUCUGACCGUAGAGUCAGCAGUGACAAUUCAGAUUUGGAAGGAGAACUUCAGCAGUAUUAUGGCGUUUUGGUACGAGAUCUGUACGCUUUCUACCCACUACUUAUCAAAUAUGUCGACCUUCAUCGUUCAAGUUGGCUUAAAAGUCCUAUUGUUGCAGCAGAAGAACUUUUCAACUGUGUAGCCUACAUUUUCACACUGUGGUCAAAGUCCCUCUUGUUCAAGAGAGAAGAACAAAACUUUGUAUCUCAGAAUGAGAUAGACAACAUGGCAUUGAUUAUGCCCAGCCAAGCUAAAGGAUUGUCAGUUGUGAAAGUUGAAGACGAAACAAGAACAUCUGGAAGAAAGAAAGACAAGAAAAGAUUAGAAGCUCAUAACAGUCUAAAUGUAGCUUGUCUCAAGCGGUUGUUCCCUAUUGGCCUCAGUUUCUUCAGCGGAAGAGAGCAGGAGUUACUGCAGUACACCAAAGAAAAGCUUAUAAGAAAGGAACCGGAAGGAGACAUCGAAACUUUCCUGAAGGCACUAUUGGAAACAGUUGAAGGGGAGGUUGAACCAGAGCAAUGGCAGAAAUUACUCUUCCGAAAAAUAGGAGACAGCAAGUUGAGCAGUAAUAUUGAGCUAAACAGUGAAAAGAGUAUUGAAAGAAUCGUAUCAAUGGCCAGAGUUAUGUUUGGACUACAUAUGGUUGAACAUCCAUCUCUUGGACUUAAGGGUGCUUGGAGAAAAGUCAUCUCGUCACAAAGAAAACGUGCUGUGAUGGCUUGUUUCCGUAUGGUUCCACUUUAUGGCUUACCAAGACAUCGAGCCAUGAACCUAUUUUUGAAGGCGUAUCGACUAACGUGGCUUGCAACAGAAGAAGUCAGUAAAAAUGUUCUUAUUGAAGAUCUAACUAUUGCUAAAGAGGAAGAAGAAGAAGUUGAGAAGAAAGAAGUAGAGGAAGACAAAAAACCAGAUCCUCUCAAUCAAUUAAUCAUUGCAUUAUGUCGAGGUGCAACCAAAGAACAAAGUGAUGGCCUCGAAGCUGACGAACUCUAUAUGGCUUAUGCAGAUAUAAUGAGUAAAAGUUGUCAUGGUGAAGAUGAAGAUGAUGAUGAUGAUGGAGGGGAUGAUGCCACUACAUCACUGCAGUGGAAAUUUAAUCAGGUAAGCUUUAAAAUGCAACACAUGUAAGUAUUCAUGUAAAUG
Octopus sinensis (East Asian common octopus) is the source of this 12704-nucleotide messenger RNA. RefSeq names its product ryanodine receptor. The record is from RefSeq and is a predicted model, not a curated record. The coding region runs from base 621 to 12689 and encodes 4022 amino acids. NCBI's taxonomy places the organism in Eukaryota, Metazoa, Mollusca, Cephalopoda, Octopoda, Octopodidae. Gene Ontology annotation, biological process: calcium ion transmembrane transport. Gene Ontology annotation, cellular component: sarcoplasmic reticulum membrane; calcium channel complex; sarcolemma. Gene Ontology annotation, molecular function: protein binding; ryanodine-sensitive calcium-release channel activity. The transcript is spliced from 92 exons.